This is a messenger RNA of Rhodotorula graminis WP1, 2536 nucleotides long. Its product is annotated as glycosyltransferase family 90 protein. NCBI's taxonomy places the organism in Eukaryota, Fungi, Basidiomycota, Microbotryomycetes, Sporidiobolales, Sporidiobolaceae. The record is from RefSeq and is a predicted model, not a curated record. The transcript has 11 exons. Bases 11 to 2377 code for a protein of 788 amino acids.
CGCUUCCGCCAUGGCCCUCAACAACGGCUACACGGGGCGACGGCCCUCGACACUGGGCGAUCCAGCGCCUCGGCCCGAGAACAUCGCCAUCCCGCCCUCGCCCUUCCUCAACGACUUCGCCCCAUCACCCCGCUUCUCCACCACCCCCCGGUUCGGCGGCGCAGGGCCAAACACGCCCCGCCACGGCCGCAAGAACUCGGCCGGUCCCGCCUACCCGUCGUCGCCCAGCACCGGGUGGUCGAGCUGGAUGAGCUGGGCCGGGCUCGGCGGUGGCGGCGGCGGCGACGACCACGGCGGCGCAGGGCGCGACUCGCGCGAGAAGGCGGGCACGCUCCCGACCUACGGCAAACGCGCGCCGCUCACGCCCCGGCCGUUCUACUCGGACGGCGGCGGCCGCAGCAGCGCAGGCGCUGCCACCGGCCCCCUCGUCCUCGUCCGCAACCUCGUCCUGCGGCCCAUCUACCUCCUCGGCCGACGCGGCCCGAUCCUGCCCAUCGUCGGCUUCGUCCUCGUCCUCCUGUGCUACCUGUCGUACUCGACCUCGCCGUCGUCCCAGUCGGUCAAGCUGCGCGUCCAGGGCGCCGUCGGGCCCUACAUCCCGCAACGAGCCGCCGACGCGAUCCGGUGGCACGGCUCGGACGUGCAGCGCCCGCUUCCCGGCGGCGUCGGCGCCGGCGCGCGAGGCGACUUUCUCGACAGCGAGGGCCUCGUGCCUGUCGAGCGCAAGCAGGUCGUGCACCCGCUCCGCCCCGAGGACCUGCCGCCCGUCGGGACCGACAGCCGCCUGCCGCUCAAGGAGGGCAAGCCGCACCCGAUCCCGGCCAUGAUGAAGCGGGCCAAGAAGCAGUGGGAGGACCUCAAGGCGCGCCAGAGCUCGACGUUCGCCGAGGCCGUCAACGAGUACAAGCGGCGACACGGGCGCAACCCGCCAAAGGGCUUCGACAAGUGGUACGCGUUCGCCAAGGCCCACGAGGUGCUCCUCAUCGACGAGUUCGACCUGAUCGAGAAGGACCUCCUCAUGUACCGCGCGUUCCCGCCCCGCAUCUUCCGCAAGCGCGUCGCCAACAUCCCCGAGACGAUGGACACGACCUGGACGAUCCGCCUCGAGCGAGGCCGCAUCCUGCGCGAGGGUCCGCUCGCGCACCACGACCGCGCAAAGGGCGUCGAGUCGCUCAUGAACCGGUUCGCGGCCUACCUGCCCGACAUGACCGUCAUCUACAACGGCCACGACAACGCGCGCAUCGCCGUCGCCGCCGAGGAGCGGAUACGGCUCGAGAGCCUUGCGCGAGCCGGCGAGUACGACGACGACGACGACCCGCCGUUCGACCCCAAGGACCGAGGCCCGUUCCCCAACUGGGGCUACACGGUCUUCUGCCCGCCCGAGAGCCCGGCGCGCGAGCUCGGGUUCGAAAAGUACGGCUACCACGCCGACCUGUCGUCGACCGGCUUCGAGAUGCCGCCGCACCCCGAGGGCUCGAUCGGGUCGCUCAUCGGCGACUUCAAGAACUACAUGGACGUCUGCUACGCGCCGCACUACCGCCACACGCACUGCACGACGUCGUGGGUCUUCUCGCACCACCCGACGCCCGUCAUGCCCAUGUUCACGCCCGGCGUGCAGACGACGUUCGGCGACGUGCACGCCCUCAUCGUCGAGCAACUCGAGCUCGAGGCCAAGCACGACCCGACGUGGGAGGAGCGGCCGUUCACGUCGCUCCAGUGGCGCGGCCAGACGUCGGGCCCGCUGUGGGAGUCGAUCACGCCGUGGCGCACGUCGCACCGCGCCCGGCUCCACCUCCUGUCGCACCAAGAAGACGGCCUGCGCAACAUCACGGUCACCGACGGCGACGACAUCAUGCACUCGGUCGAGGUCCCCAACUAUCGCGUCAACCCGCUCUUCCUCGACGCCGGCAUGGUCGGCCCGGCGGUCCAGUGCGUCGAGGAGGACGGCACGUGCGACAAGAUGUUCGAAGUCUUCCAGGGCUACGACAAGCGCAUCUCGUUCGACCGCGCGAGCCUGUACAAAUACGUGCUUGAUAUCGACGGCAACAGCUGGUCUGGCCGUUUCCGCCGCCUCAUGAUGUCCAACGCCGCCGUCGUCAAGGCGACUAUCUUCCCCGAGUUCUGGACCGACUGGGCGAUCCCAUGGCUUCACUUCAUAUUAAUUUUAUUGUUCAAACAUGAGAGCUUAGAGAUUGCGCUCGCGGGCAAGGAGUGGGUCCGAGAGUGCUACCGGUGGGCCGACCUCGAGGCGUACCAGUUCAGGCUCAUGCUCGAGUACGGGCGCUUGUACAACGACGAGGACGAGCCGGGCAGCAACGACUUUACGGGCGACACGUCUGUCGAGCCUCGAUGGAACGGGCCCGUCCUCCUCAAAUAGCCUUGCUCGCCUCUUCUCCCUCCCUCUUCCUCUCCCUCUCUCUCUCGCACCCACCACACACUCUGUCAUCCCCUCACUCAUGCUGCAUCUCGCCUCCCUUGUCGUUUAUCGGACGCAUCUCAUGCCUCUCGAGGAACUUAGACCUCGCCUCGCCUCUCU